Aspergillus terreus NIH2624 is the source of this 3228-nucleotide messenger RNA. RefSeq names its product transcription elongation factor spt5 (gene spt5). NCBI's taxonomy places the organism in Eukaryota, Fungi, Ascomycota, Eurotiomycetes, Eurotiales, Aspergillaceae. Gene Ontology annotation, molecular function: mRNA binding; protein binding. The coding region runs from base 1 to 3228 and encodes 1075 amino acids. The transcript has 4 exons. Gene Ontology annotation, biological process: transcription elongation-coupled chromatin remodeling; regulation of DNA-templated transcription elongation; regulation of transcription by RNA polymerase II. Gene Ontology annotation, cellular component: DSIF complex. The record is from RefSeq and is a predicted model, not a curated record.
AUGUCACGAAACUUGCUGGAUCAAGACUUCGGGUCAGAGGAAGAAGACGAUGACUUCAAUCCCGCCCCCGCGGAUGUCUCCGAUGAUGAGGGUGCUCGACAAACGAAGGUUCGUCUGAACAAGCCGGUGGCAACGUUCAUGCUGACGCAGAGAACGCAGACUUCGAAUCGCGGACACGACGACGAUGAUGCCGACGAUGCCGACUCCAAGUCUGAGCGCGCGGGGGGUCACCGUCGGGGGAGUGAUGAUGUGAGAGAGGCAGACGACGAUGACGCCGAGGAAGGAGAACCCGCCGGUGCUCAUGAUGAAGGUGAUAAUGACGACGAAGAGGAAGGCGAGGGAGAGGAAGAAGAAAUAGACGAGGAAGAGGAAGACGAAGAUGACGAGGACGCCAACACCCGUAGAAAAAGGGGAGGUGUGCACUCCUUCUUCGAAGAGGAGGCUGGCGUUGAUGAAGAUGAGGAUGAGGCGGAAGACGACGAGGAUGAGAUGGCUGAGCUUGGCGGCGAGAUGCAUCCCGAUGACUUGGAUGUUCUUCCGGUCGGUGCGGAAACGGACGACCGUCGACAUCGACAACUCGAUCGCCAGCGUGAGCUGGAGGCUAGCAUGGAUGCUGAGAAGCAGGCACAAAUGCUUAAGGAACGCUAUGGACGGAACCGUGCUGCUGCCGCGGACGCGGUAGUCGUCCCCAAACGGUUGCUUCUUCCUAGUGUCGAGGAUCCGAGUAUCUGGGGCGUUCGUUGCAAGGCUGGAAAGGAGCGGGAGGUGGUGUUUGCGAUCCAAAAGCGUAUCGAAGAGCGGCCUCCGGGAUCUCGGAAUCCGAUUAAGAUCAUCUCGGCAUUCGAGCGUGGCGGAGCCAUGAGCGGUUACAUUUACGUCGAAGCCCGCAGGCAGGCGGAUGUAUUGGAGGCUUUGCAGGAUAUGUCCAAUGUCUACCCGCGGUCCAAGGUCAUCCUCGUCCCGGUAAGAGAGAUGCCGGACCUCCUUCGGGUUCAGAAAUCGGAGGAGUUGAUGCCGGGUGGAUGGGUCCGCAUCAAGCGUGGCAGGUACCAGGGCGAUCUGGCUCAAAUCGAAGAGGUGGAAACGAACGGUCUUGCUGUGACGGUUCGCCUGGUGCCCCGACUUGAUUAUGGGUUGAAUGAGGACACUAGUGCGCCUGUGGUCGACUCCAAGCGCAAGCGUCCUGGAAUGAAUCCCGCUGUUGCUCGGCCUCCGCAACGUCUCUUCAGUGAAUCUGAAGCCAAAAAGAAGCAUGCCAAGUAUCUAUCCGCGACAUCUAGCCUAGGUGGCAAGUCGUGGAACUACAUGGGCGACACCUAUUUCGAGGGUUUCCUGAUCAAGGAUAUGAAGGUCCAACAUCUGAUUACAAAGAAUGUCAACCCCCGGCUUGAAGAGGUUACCAUGUUUGCUCGAGGCUCGGAGGACGGCACGUCGAACCUUGACCUCGCCUCACUCGCGGAGACUCUCAAAAACCAGACCGCGGAGGAUUCAUAUCUGCCUGGUGAUCCAGUGGAAGUUUUCCGCGGUGAACAACAGGGCUUGAUUGGGCGCACAAGCUCUACUCGAGGAGAUAUUGUCACGGUACAGGUUACUGAAGGUGAUCUUGCUGGGCAGUUAAUCGAUGCUCCCGUUAAAACCCUCCGCAAGCGCUUCCGUGAAGGUGACCACGUCAAGGUUAUCGGCGGUAGCAGAUAUCAGGAUGAGUUGGGUAUGGUGGUCCAGGUAAAAGAUGACACUGUCACCCUUCUCAGUGAUAUGAGCAUGCAAGAAAUCACUGUCUUCAGCAAGGACCUUCGACUUUCUGCUGAGACUGGUGUUGAUGGAAAGCUCGGCAUGUUCGACGUUCACGAUCUCGUCCAGCUUGACGCUUCUACUGUCGCUUGUAUUGUCAAGGUGGAUCGCGAAUCCUUAAAGGUAUUAGACCAGAACGGUUCUAUUCGUACUGUUCUUCCAACCCAGGUCACCAACAAGAUCACUCCCCGUCGGGACGCCGUUGCUACUGAUCGCAACGGCGCCGAGAUCCGACACGGCGACACUGUUCGCGAGGUAUAUGGAGAACAGAGGAGUGGUGUGAUCCUUCACAUCCAUCGUUCGUUCCUAUUCCUCCACAACAAGGCUCAGGCCGAAAACUCCGGCAUUAUCGUCGUGCGGACUACCAAUGUCGUUACCGUGUCUGCGAAGGGAGGCAGAUCGACUGGUCCUGACCUGACCAAGAUGAACCCUGCUCUCAUGCGGAACGGCAUGCCUGGUGCUGGUGGUAUGGGACCCCCCAAGACCUUCGGGCGCGAUCGCAUGAUAGGGAAGACAGUCAUGGUGAGGAAGGGACCCUUUAAAGGUCUCGUUGGUAUUGUCAAGGACUCAAGCGACGCACAAGCACGUGUGGAGCUUCACUCGAAGAACAAGCUGGUGUCGAUUCCGAAGGAGAUUUUGGUCGUCAAAGACCCAGUUAGUGGAGCGACAGUGGAUUCAAGCCGCGGAAAGGGUGGAUCGCGCGUCCCCUACGGUGCUUCCUCCGGGGCUGCUUCAUCUGGAUGGCAAGGGGGCCGUACUCCAAUGGCUGCUUCUGGUUCGAGAACUCCGGCAUGGGGCAUGUCAUCUUCAGCUCGCACACCUGCCUGGGCCGGAAUGGGCGGCGCUCGCACACCCGCCUGGAAAAUGGACGGAUCACGCACGUCGAACCCCUACGACGGAAACCGCACCGCAUAUGGCGGCUUUGCAUCAGGUUCAAGGACACCAGCCUGGAACGCUGGCGCUCGAACGCCGUACGAUUCUGGCGCAGGAUCCAGCGGCUUCGACGCCUUUGCGGCGGGCUCCCGAACUCCAGCAUGGCAUGCGUCCGGCGGCCGUACUCCAGCUUGGUCCGCGGGUGCCACCGCAAGUAACGGCAGCAAGGACCCCGGCGACUACGAUGCCCCGACCCCUGGCGGGAACUACUCGGCGCCCACCCCUGGCGCAUACGCCAGUGCCCCAACUCCUGGUAUGUCGGCGCCCACACCGGGAGCCUGGCCUGACAGUGCCCCGACUCCCGGAGCAUUCAACGCGCCCACGCCCGGUGGACCGUCGAAGCGCGCGUACGACGCCCCGACCCCCGCCGCCUGGGAUAGUGGCAGUCGGCCCUACGAUGCGCCUACCCCGGCAAUGGGCGGUGCUGCAGCUACGCCAGGCGCGGGGUACGGCGACGGCGAUGACGGUGGACCACGCUACGAAGAAGGAACGCCUAGUCCCUAG